Molecule: messenger RNA, 2652 nt
Organism: Octopus bimaculoides (California two-spot octopus)
Lineage: Eukaryota; Metazoa; Mollusca; Cephalopoda; Octopoda; Octopodidae
Product: NADP-dependent oxidoreductase domain-containing protein 1
Biological process (GO): L-proline biosynthetic process
Molecular function (GO): pyrroline-5-carboxylate reductase activity
Source: RefSeq, a predicted model, not a curated record
UUAUAGUUUUUCUCAAUCAGGACUGAAUUGGGGCUUAACAACAAUCAAAAGGAAACCCCAUUCAGCUUUGCUUUGAGUUCAUAUUGCCGCCACUCGUUUUUCGUCAGUGUGAUAUUGCACGUUGCUAUGACAGCCAGCGUUUAGCCGCAAUCGUUCGUUGCCAUGACGAUACAACAGCAUCGUCGGUGUGUUGUUGCAUUAAGAAAGAGGGAAAAAGCAAUCACCAACUAGAUAUAGAUGGAGGACAGAGCGCUUAUUCCUCUGCCUCAUGAUUUGACUAGCGGAUUGGAUUCACUGUCUUUGGAGAAGGCCUACGGAGAAAAGAGAUCAAAAUACAUCAACAAAUUGUGCUAUUCUUGUCAGAUAAUAAACAUAACUAUAUGUGUGUACGCCAUAUAUUUUAUUAAUGCCAUGGACGCCAUCAAGAAAGCUGUAAUUUCAAAAGAAUUAUGUAAAGAUGCAAGUUUCAAAAUACCUAACAAAAAAAUACCUGGUGUUCGUAUUGGUAUGAUUGGCUGUGGCGUUAUUGGACAACAAAUCGUCCGAUGUCUAUUAUAUCAGAAUAAUAUAAAGCCUCAUAAUUUGCUCAUUUCAACAAGAACUCCAGAACAGCUUGAUGAAUUUACGAUAGAAGGAAUUUCCUGCACUGAUGAUAAUUUCGAAGUGUGUAGAUUUGCAGAGGUUUUGUUACUUGCCAUCCCGCCAUCACAACUUACCUUGCUGUCAAAAGAAAUUAGGGACCACUUAUCAAGAAAAUGCAUUGUCUACAGCAUUUUAGCAGGUCAGGACCUCCAGAAGCUGGCUACAAUGCUUAGAACUGACAAUGUUUACAACUUGGAUGUUUAUAUUAGUGAAGAGACCACAGCCAGCAUAAAGUGGGAACAAAUGAAGAUUCCGGAUAUUCUAAGUGACGAGGAUCUACUAAAAAUGUUUCUGCCAUUCAGGGGCUCAGAUUCAAUAAUAGAAGAUGUUAAUAGGCUGCCAGCAAUUAUUACAUGUGCUGCAAUAAAUCUAUCCUGUGCAAUAUCUGCUCAAAAACCUGAGGAAAUGUUGUCAUUGGUCCAGUUAGUAAUUUUUAGUGCACUACCAUUGGAUGAGGAUGAAAGGUUUUGGAUUGAAGAUUUUGGCAGAAAUCUAAGCUCAAGUUAUAUUGUCAGCAUCUUUAAAACGCAAAAUAAUGUAGCUACCCUGCUUAGGAAAGUGAAGAAAAGCAGUAAUCUUCAAAUGGGAUUCGUUAAGGCAUUUAUGCAAUAUUGUUAUGUACCUACUUGUAAAAAGGGAGCUGAGUGGCAUGACAUCAAGAGAAGUUUGACGAUUGAAGAGAAGUUUUCACAGAGAAAUAGUUUAGUCAAUGGAAUCAAUCUCAGGAUAUUAUUGGUGCUUAUUAUAUUGACUCAUAUCUUAUUACCAGUACUGCAUUGUCAUGGCCAAGACAUAAUUCACAAUGGCUCGACCCAUCUAGUUUUCUGUAGACCAAUGUUUCUGCUAAGCCGUGUAUUUGUGCAUGCACACACAUAUUUUACAACUAAUGCACACAAGAAACAAUAAACGCAAAACAAAAUGAGCACACAAGAUUUUCAAGAUGAAAUCGAAUUUUUUAUAAUUGAAGAUGGUUACUUGCAUGGAUGCUCUCUUACUUUGCAAAGAAAGACAACAUUUGUACAGAAGCAAAUUUUUCAUACGCCCACAGCAAACUCUUUGCAAUUUAGCCCCAGGUCGACAUUUAUUGAAUAGAUCCAUGGUUAAUAAUAUUCUAGUCAUGUUCAUCCUAUCUUUCUUUGAAAAUAUAUUGGACUAUGGUAUCCAAAUUGUUUAUUUCUUUUCCAAUGGGUUAUCAAAGAUACUCCCACUUAUCUUUUCUGUGUGUUUUGGUGCUGGAACCAUUGUUGUGGAGACUGGAGACAUUGAGGGAUAUCCUGUUUAAAUUGAGACAAAGAGCUGUGUCUAUAUAUGUACACAAUGUCAGCUUUAUGGCAUCAAACACAUUGGAAAUAAAGGUAGUUGGCAACAUUCUGGAGGUUGUUCUAUAUUCUUAAAACCAUUAUUAUUUAUUAAUUACUGCAUACCCUCUCCAAUCCCUAGACCACUCUCCAUCACACCUUUGCAUCUUCUCUCUCUCUCUCGCUUCUUUCACUCCCUCCACUCUCUUCCUGCUUGAAGCAGCCUUGUUAACUUUUUAACGCAAGACAUUUUUUUGUCUGUUCCUCAAUAAUCCCCCACUUCGUUUUUUGAGGGCUUUUGUCUUUCAAGUUACCUGGUGACUUCCCUGCUGCUGACACCACACAUAAACUAUAAAGUGGUUUGACAUUAGGAAGGACAUCCAGCUAUAAGAAACCAUGCCAAAACAGACAGCAGGGCUUGGUGCAAUCUUUUGACUUGUCAUUUCUUGUUGAACUGUCCAACCCAUACCAGCAUAGAAAACAGAUGACAAAUGUUGAUGGUGAUGAUGAUGAUGAUGAUGAGGAGGAGGAGGAGGAGGAGGAGAAGGAGGAGGAGGGGGGAUUUUAUUGUUACUACUGAAAUCACUCUUUUAUUCAAUGUAAAACUCAAUUCACUUUUAUAUAUUGUUUUCUUUUGUAUCUCACCUUCGUACUGUAUCCAAUAUCUCAGGCCUUUAUUGCAAAUAAAAGAAACCAUUACUUACUAUUAUCA